GCUUAAACUGCGACUCCGACUACUGUAUUUCCCAAUGCUGCGCUGCGCCGCACGUCUUUAAACAUUACUCUUUUAUGCACGAGCAACUUUCCAUCCUCUUUCGCAGCAUCCUGUCGCACGUAUCUACAGCCGAUACAGACAUCAACUUUUCCCCUACAUGAUUUCCCCUCAGUAGACCUUACAGACGCAACAUCGCAACCAUGCCUCCAUUCCGUAUGCCUUUUACUUCUCGACGCCCAGUCGCAACCGACGUCGCCGACGAGAAUGCACGACCAACCUCAAUGGACCAGUCUGUCACCAGUCCCUACAAAGACAAGCCUUCACUGGCUUUAGGGAUCAAAGAGAAGCGAGCAGACCUCAACGAGUUCAAAUUAAGUUCCGUUAACGAUAGUGGUGAAUACCUUCCACCCUCACCGACUGAGAAAGAAUCCUUCUGGUCAAAGGCAAAAUCCCCUGCCUCAACGGUUUCCAACCACCGUCAAUGCUUCAACGACAACGAGCCCUUCUCAAUCUCCCGAGAGUCCUUUGAAUCCUACCGAAGAUCAUUUGAUAUCUCUGGUCGGUCGCCCAUCCUACAGGCCGACAGCUUCACUUCCCGGUCCUCCCUAGAUUCCCGUGCCCCUAGUAGAUUUCCUACCAGGUCUACGUUCAACAGCACUACCUUUGAGGCACCAACGAAAGAAGAGGAAGGAUUCGAAGAUGUCAAGCUAAAUGAAGACGUCAAGCAACAGCCGAAAAAGAAGAGUUUCCUCUCCCGGUUCGGCGACUCGAGUGGUGAGAACCUGACCACAAAGGAAGAAGGCAAACAUCACUUCCACAUAAUCCCCGGACGCAAACGAGGUCAAAGCGGCACAGGAAGUGAGCUCAAGGACAUCCCUCGUCCGCAGAGCAACGGAAAAGCAGAGGUCACCGUGCGAUAGACCAGGGAUUGAUUGUUGACGAUUAUCAUUCUACGCCAUGCAUUACGAAGAGAAUUAUCGAUUGGGACGGCAGAACCGGCGUUUUCCUAAGGAUGCAUUGUUUGGAUCCAGGCAUUUUGAGCAUUGACGGGCAGUCACAAGAAAGAGGCGGAGUCGAAACUGAACGACUUCGACAAGCAGACCAGCCAGGAAUUGGAGGUCAACUUCAGGCCUCUGUUAUCAGAGAGUACGUGGCUAUGAUUGAAAGACUAAUAACUAAUUGUCCAAUGGCUUCAUUGUGAGUCUUGGUGUUCAAUGUGGUCAUUCUAUUUACCAUUAGUAUCGUCGGCGGCCUCAUCCACCUCCUUCUCUAGCUUGUCAUACGCUUGUUUCAUCACGCCGACAAUCUUCUUCACUUCAUCCUCUGUCACAUUAUACGGUGGUGACAGAAUGGCAUGAUCUCCCUUCGUCCCGUCGACCGUCCCAG
Exophiala xenobiotica is the source of this 1386-nucleotide messenger RNA. RefSeq lists its product as uncharacterized. The coding region runs from base 201 to 920 and encodes 239 amino acids. The transcript is spliced from 4 exons. The record is from RefSeq and is a predicted model, not a curated record. NCBI's taxonomy places the organism in Eukaryota, Fungi, Ascomycota, Eurotiomycetes, Chaetothyriales, Herpotrichiellaceae.